GCAUGUUAUCGAUUCUAACAAUAGGAAAAUACAUAAGACUAAUUUAAGAAAAAACCCACUGACAAACAAUUAACACCGUCAAACAACGUCAUUCCAGUAUGUUGCUAGCGGUCAGGUGCGUCAUCGGUACGGUCAAUAUUCACGACCUACACUCCAACCCGCUCGUCGUAGUAUCGCUCGGCAAAGCAAAGAUUACAAUGGGACAUGUGCGCAUAUUACAUCCCAUCGAACUUGCAGGAAUUGGCAGGGCUAUAAACGGCGUCAAUGAACAGGUCACAAGAUAUCAGUUGGAAUGUAGGAAGAACACACCCCCUUGUCCGGCCUUAGGAGUCAUAGUACAUAGAUGCGCUGCACUACAAGACACCUUCCGAAAGAUUAUGCCUUCCUAUAGCAGACAGAAACGAUGGGAUACCAUAGGAACUGUCUGGAAAUGGAUUGCUGGAACACCAGACGCCGAAGAUUUGAAAACGAUUAAUUCCUCUAUGAACUCCUUGAUAAAAGAAAACAAUAGACAAGUCUUCAUUAACGAAAAAAUGAAUGAAAAACUAGCAAUAUUAACUAAUAUGACAAAAACCAUAUUAAGUAUCAACAAGCCAGACCCUCUAUAUACAACAAUAUUAAUAUCAAACAUCAACGCCUUACAAAGUUUAGUGGAGAAUCUGCAGGAAGCUAUUAUCCUAGCCAAGCAUGGCAUACCCAGUAGCAAGCUAUUGUCAAUGAGAGACUAUGAGGCCAUGACGAUGUUUCUACAGCAACACGCUAUCACUGUGAGUUCCUUCGAAGAAAUGCUAUCGGAAGCGAACGUGAAAGUAGCUAUGAACAGAACACAUGUUACAUACAUGACUAUCGUACCAAAACAAUCCGCAAAACCAUUCGACUAUCUAUACAUCGAAUCCGUCACAAGAAACAAAACCCGGAUUUCGAUAACGAAUCAUAACAUACUGAGAAAUGAAACACACGUCUUACAGUCAAACAGACCAUGCCUGGAAGGAAAUAACAACUUUAUAUGCGAAAGUGCCCAGCUUGAAGCGGCAAACGAAUGUAUCUCAAAACUCGUGCAGGGAAAACAUGCGAGCUGUACAUUCGAGCAUGUUUACUCCUCCAGAAAAAUCAAACAAACCAGUAGAGACAUAUUACUUAUCAGCGAUAGUUUGGUCGAACUAUCAGCCUCCUGCAAUAAUAACACACAAAUACUGAAGGGGUCAUUUCUGAUCCAGUACCACGACUGUAAAUUAGUAAUCGAUGGGGAAGAAUUUGAAAAUUACGAUAGCAUACAAUCUACGAAUCAUUACUCCCCACUAACUGGAUUGCUAGUUAACGUCGAGCAAAUAUUAGAUAAACCAGAACUGGAACAUCUGCAGAGCUUAGCCAUCGAACAUCGAAAAACCUUAAAAACAUUGACGCUACAGAAUAACUCCCUGAGUUUCAAAUUAAACGUGUUCAGCUCUUUAGGGUCAGCAGCCAUUCUUGCAUGCGGCAUCGCACUCUGUACACUCUUUCUCAGAUGCAACCGCAUAUCCGUGAAAAUGACCGAAGCAGCCAAAACAUCGACGUCAACAGAAACGCCUCCAGAGACAUCGGACAAAAGAAGAAAGGAACUUGAAACCUAUCUGGAUACGCCGACACCACUUCGUCAGCUUUGAGGACAAAGCUAUCUAAGAGGGGAAGAGUUAACGCAACGCAACGACACCCCGUCAGCAGACAGCGGAAUGCAAGCCGAGCCAUCGUCAGCGGAAUGCAGGUUGACCCAUCGUCAGCAUAAUGCAGGGCGAGCGGAUGUAUCGGAUGACAUCGCGGAUUGUUAGGGCGUUGCGCGUCCGUGGAGCGAUUGAUCAAGUCAGUCGAUUCGGAGCAGUAGACGAAUAAAGAAUUGUAAUAAAUAUUUUUUAAAACCUACUCCGCCGGGUCGGCUCG
Messenger RNA from Anopheles darlingi, 1914 nucleotides. RefSeq lists its product as uncharacterized. The record is from RefSeq and is a predicted model, not a curated record. Bases 99 to 1643 code for a protein of 514 amino acids. Lineage: Eukaryota; Metazoa; Arthropoda; Insecta; Diptera; Culicidae. The transcript has a single exon.